Diaporthe amygdali is the source of this 876-nucleotide messenger RNA. RefSeq lists its product as uncharacterized. The transcript is spliced from 2 exons. The record is from RefSeq and is a predicted model, not a curated record. Bases 1 to 876 code for a protein of 291 amino acids. Lineage: Eukaryota; Fungi; Ascomycota; Sordariomycetes; Diaporthales; Diaporthaceae.
AUGACCGCAGGAGACUUCCAGCCCGUCUUUACGACGACCAAUUCCCCCACAAAGUCUCGACCACCACCUAGUUUUCUCAAGGAUUCCUUUAAGCUAUCCACAAUCUUCGCCAUCGGUGCUCUCAUCCAGACAAUUGUAGUCUCGGUACUGCCUGCUCGUUACGCCCUGCUUCCGCUCGUCCUCCUCCUCGGCCGUUCAAUCAUCUCCACCAUCGUCCAAGCCAGGUCACUAAAGGACAAUGCCUUCACCCUCGACGUCGUACCUGGCCGCGUGACUGCCCAGCUCCCCUCACGGAACAGCAGGGCCUUCGGCUCCAAGCCCGCCGCCCAGUCACUCGUCGUUUUCCACCUCGGGGUACGCUUCAACCACCCGCUCGGCCUGCUCAGCCCGGGCGCCAAGGAGAUCGGUGACUAUUUCACAGCCAUGACGAAGGCACUCAGCAAGAAGAGAGAAGAGUUCGGCAUGCUUCACGUCACCAACUGGCGAGCAACCGACCGCGAGACCAAUAACACGCUCAUGAUAAUCGCCUACUUCCGGGACAUCGACGCCCUCAACAAGUUUGCGCAUGACAAGGUCCACCGUGACGGAUGGGACUGGUACCACCAGUUUGCCAAGAAGGAGGGGAAUUCGCACAUCGGGAUCUUUCACGAGACGUUCGUCACGCGCCCUGGAGACUACGAGACCAUCUACGUCGACUGCCCGCCGACCCUGUUAGGCGCUUCGAAUAUUAAGAUCAAUCCUGGCGACGAAAAGGAGUCGAAGGGAGAGGAGACGUGGUCCCGAGCGCUGGUCAGCGCUGACCACUCUGCGCUACGCAGUCAGUCGAAGCGCAUGGGCAUGACUCUCGCUCUGGAAGGCGAUGUGGACAUGUACUGA